AUGUCGCACAACCCACAGAACGGAGAUAGCAGUGGUGACUCUCACACUCGCCCUUCAGCAGAUGUGCGUACAUCGGUGGCUGCAUUUACGGGAAUGGAAGCCGAGGUUCCCGUGGCAGAAGAACUGGAUGCCUCAAGACACGCAGCCUCAGAUGGAUCUACGUUGACGCCACGGCAUACUGCAGCUCAGCCCCGGAGUAACGUCGACACGCUAGUAAACAACCAAAAAGACCAGACUUCGGGAAGAACUCUACCAAUUCAGAUGUAUGGUGAGAACCUGGCAGAACGCGAUACAGCAGCAUUCGACAAGCCGAAAUGCCUUAUGAUCGGUACGACGAUCACAUGUGGGAUCUGUGUUAAUACAGGUCGCGUGCUCAACAGUUUGAAAGACCAUCAAGGCAACUGCCACAUGUGCUCCGAUAUAAAUGGACUUUUCGCGCUUGAGAGGAGGAUACAUGAAAACGAUCUCCAGGACGCCAACCAGGCCUGGCAAGCCCAGAUCGACGCUAUAAGGGCGGAGACAGAGAAGCUGAAUGAGGUCAUUCAAACGUUGAAAGAACGCGAGAACGCUACGGAGGUGGAACUGCGACAGCUGGAAGAACGAUGCGCCCGGGACCUUGAAGAUGCCGAUCGGCAAUGGCGGGCCUAUUGUACUGGUCUGCUGAGCAGAUUGGAAGACCUAGAGCACGACAACCAGUACCAUACUGAUCUGAUCAAUCGCAAGGAGGCAGAGUUGAGGCAGGAAAGGAAAGCAAUGUCCAAACAGCAAUGCUGGCAGGACUACAUCACCACUCACAAAGAAUCCAUGGAAAAACAGAGGGUGCGACUCGCAGAGCUUGAGAGUGUUAACGAAACUUUGCAAAGCCGUCUCAAUAUCCUGGACUCCGAAGCGAAACAGAAACCAAAAUACAGCAAUGAGCUGGGAAGUGUCACCCAGGCUUUGCAACCCCACUUCAGCACCACGACCAAGCAAUUUGAGCGAGAGAAUCACGAAUACGAAACAGACGCUGGAGAUGACAAUCAGGCUUGCCAAACUCACAUUGAUGGUUUGAACAAAGAACUGGUGACUACACACCUCUCCAUGCAGACGCAGAACCCGGCAGAAGAGCAUUUUCAAACAGAGUGUAAGGCAAAGAACGACUACAUCGACGAACUGAGGGCUAAGACGAAGGAGGCAGAGGUGAAGGGUAAAGAAUUGGACAAGCUCCUUGAAGCGCGAAAGAAAACUCUACGAGCUCUCAAGGACGAGCUGAGGGGUUCACAGCCGUUGCAAGAGUUUACCUUCAAAGAGACGAAGAAGGGCAGGAAGGGAGGGAAGAAAUAA
Molecule: messenger RNA, 1323 nt
Organism: Dothidotthia symphoricarpi CBS 119687
Lineage: Eukaryota; Fungi; Ascomycota; Dothideomycetes; Pleosporales; Dothidotthiaceae
Exons: 2
Coding region: 1-1323 (440 amino acids)
Source: RefSeq, a predicted model, not a curated record